AUGGGUGGAUCUGAAUCCAGUCCAGAGCAAGAAGAUGAUGACUGGCUGGCUCAAUGUAAACGUGAGGAAGCAGAGGAUGACGAAGCGCUGAAGGCGUAUGAACAAUCAGGGGACAAUGACCCACUGAACCCAUAUUACCAGUUCGAUGUUCUUGAGAAACUGGAGCAAUGUAGAAGAUGGAGGAAGGCUCUAAUAGUUAAGCUCGUGGGAAAGAUGAUUGGGGCCAGAAUGCUCUGGAAUCGGCUUCAUAGACUCUGGAAUCUGGAGGGGGAGUACAAAGUACUUGAUUUGGAGAAUGACCACUACAUGGUCGAAUUUGAGAAGACUCAGGACUAUGUGUUCGUGCAGCAGCAGGGGCCAUGGGUCGUUGCAGAUCAUUACCUGAUUGUUCAACGGUGGAGGCCGAAUUUCGACCCAUAUGACGACAAAGUGAAGAAGCUUGCGGUUUGGAUUAGAAUCCCUGGAGUACCUAGGGAGUUCUAUACGCAUAAAGACCUGUGGAGAAUGGGGAACAUGGUGGGUCGAACCCUAAGAAUUGAUGAGAGUUCUCUAAGGAUUAGCGGUCAAGGCCAGCUAGAGGAGAUUACUGACAGAGGUCGCUUUGCAUGCAUCUGUGUUGAAGUAGACUUGAGCAAAAGUCUACUUUCAAAAUUCAGAAUCGGACAGAGGCAAUUGUUCAUAGGAUACGGGGGAUUACAUCAAAUUUGUUUCCUGUGUGGCCAAUAUGGUCACAAAGGAGACCAGUGCCCUUUAAAUCCUGAAAAUAUGAAGAAGACUGAAGUUAAUGAAGGGGGGAGAUGCAAGGCCAACAGGCUGAACACAGUGGUGCAAAAGUAG
This is a messenger RNA of Gastrolobium bilobum, 837 nucleotides long. RefSeq lists its product as uncharacterized. Bases 1 to 837 code for a protein of 278 amino acids. The transcript has 2 exons. Gene Ontology annotation, molecular function: zinc ion binding; nucleic acid binding. NCBI's taxonomy places the organism in Eukaryota, Viridiplantae, Streptophyta, Magnoliopsida, Fabales, Fabaceae. The record is from RefSeq and is a predicted model, not a curated record.